CUUAAAAUGGAAAUCACUUAGUUUCAGUUGCCUUUGUAGUUUUAUGAUAUUUUUUUAAAUUCGUGGUUCUAUUUUUUUUUUUUUUUAAUCAUUGUUUAUCACACACGCAACAGUGCCGCGGCACCAAACGUAGUUAAGAAAGUAGAAUAUUUUCAAUUCGAAUCCAUUACAUUUUUAUUUGUUUCAUUCGGAUAAUUUCGCUAUGUUGCUAGUUGACGUCGUAUAAUGCUGUCACGCAAACGGUGACGAUUAGCUUGCCUAAAUGGUGAACGUCAACUUUCUGAAAUAGCACUAGCAUGUUUGAAAUAGACGUUUUAAAACGUGUAAGGCGUAGCCCUGAAGCUCAGUUUCUCUUCCCGUUCUAACACUGACAUCAUCGUCGUUUUGAACACAAAGCUUGGAUAGAUUGGAAAAAAAAAAUGUACUUCAUAAUUUUUGAAAACAACACAAAAGGCUUUUCUAAUAAUCACCGAAGUCGCAUCCCGGAAACGAACAAAAUAAAAGCGGCGUCGGGUUGUUUUACUGUCGUUCUCGCAGUUACAAACUGCAAGAAAAUAACAAAAUCGUGUCAUUAAACAUUAACCCGACUACUAUAUUGCUCGUCUACUCGAGUGAAAAUGGCACGCAAGUUGGACAAUAACGGCUUGCCUUUCUUGCCGGGGUUCUCUUUCCAGGAUGUAUCGAAAACAGCCUUUCAUCGUCCUCAGACGUUGUCGUAUGCCAGGGGCUUGGCAUUGGCUCGUCAGCCUAGGUUAGGCAUUGGACUGGAGCCUCUAUUAGCGGAACAGAUGUUGCAAGAGGAGCUAACUGGCAUGGCCGGUGACAUGCCAGACUUCACUUACGGCUCCUUUGACACCAAAUACAUAAAAGACUUGGUUAAUUUGUCCUAUCACUCAGCCCCUGCACCUACCCACGCUGAACCUCAGCCCUUCAUACCAUCCUAUGUCACUCUUGACAAGAAGGUGCUUUGCUUCAGAGCAUACUUUAAGGAAGAUAUCAUCAACAGUCGUCAGGAGAAGAACUGCGUCCGCCAUGUGGAUAUAUACUACUACCUUGAGGACGACAGCAUGAACAUCUCCGAACCCUGGAUGCCAAAUUCUGGGAUGCUACAAGGCCAGCGGCUCAAACGCCACUGUUUCCCCAAGAAGGAGCCUGGGAAGUAUUAUCACUGGAAAGACCUCAAUCUUGGCAUUGACCUGGAAGUGUAUGGUGUCAAGUACCACAUUGCUCAGUGUGAUGCCUUUACUAAGGACUUUAUGCAGCGUCAGGGCAUUAUUCUCAAUCCGCCAGAGGAAAUGCCUGUGGAUACUUAUCUCAUGAAUCGGAAAAAACCUACACCAACCUUCACGACACCCUCUGAAUUUGACAGCAGGUACCAGUUUCUUCACAUGGAUCGCAAGGUGCUGCGUUUCUUUGCCCUAUGGGACGAUUCAGAGUCUGAGCUUGGUGAAAUCUUGCCUGUUACAAUUCACUACUUCUUGGUGGAUGACACGGUGGAGAUCAGGGAGGACCACAAGCCCAACAGUGGCCGCUAUCCUUUCCCGGUGCUGAUGCAGCGGCUUAGGAUACCGAAGAAAAUGAAGCCAGGCCAUGACCAAUUCCCUAGCUGUGUUAUGGAAGAUUCUGUCGAAGAAGUGGAAGAGUACUUCUCCCCGAAAGACUUCCAAGUUGGCGAAAUGGUGGCAAUAUUGGGACGCCGUUUCUUACUGUACGACUGUGAUGAGUUCACUAGGGACUACUACCAUGAAAACUACCCAGAGAUGACCAUCAAAAGCAUAGAAGUACCCAAGCAGUUGGGCAAGUUUGAGGGCAUGCAAAGGGAGAUUCCUCCCUAUAAUGGCUUUGGAUCACUGGAAGAUUCCCUCCAGAGUUGUUUAUCUCUACUCCCCCAACCUCCCAGAAAGAAUGUGGUAAAGAUGCUGGAGAAUGAGCACAAAGUGCUGCGUUACAGUGCCCGACUGGUGUCGCGUAAGGACGCAUCAGAGUCUCAGAAACGCAAAGAUGCGGAUCGAUUUUUCAUUUUGUCCUAUUUUUUGUCCGAUGACUCAAUCUGUCUUUACGAGAAUCCCAAAAACAACUCCGGAUUCAAGGGCGGAGUGUUCUUGAGAAGGACACGUGUUCCCAAACCAAAUACUUCUGUGGACAAUCCUGAAUUCUACACACCGUCAGACUUUUCGAUUGGAGCAGUUGUGGACAUUUUUGGUCACCGCUUCACCCUCAUAGACGCUGACCUUUAUGUGCUAAAUUACAUGGAGGACAACCCAGGAAUGAUUCCCUUGGAGACUCUAGAAACCAUCCGCCAGAAGCUUAGGUCUGAACCCAAGCAGACAGCUGAACAAAAUGAACCACCCUCAUGAUUCCAAGUCAACUUUGUACCCUCACGUCAGUUUCGUGCCCAUAGGACCAGAAGUCAAGAGCCUGAGAUUCUUGACACAAGACUUCGGGAAGUAGUUUUACCGUAUGCGUAAACAAGUAUCAGAAGCGCAAUGAGGACUAAAAAGUUAAAUUGUUCAAGAUGCAACAGAAGAGGAUCUCAUUAAGUUACAGUUUAGUGUAAGAGUUACACAUUAGAAAUACAAUUCUAACAGUUUCACUAUUACAGUUCACACUUGUACAAAAACUGUAUAGAGAAGUUCACACUUGUACAUAAACUGUAUAUAGAUUAUUGCUAUUAUAUGGCAUAAAACAAUGAUUUAAAAGAAAAUGCUUUUUGGUCUGCUG
Corythoichthys intestinalis (scribbled pipefish) is the source of this 2721-nucleotide messenger RNA. RefSeq names its product EF-hand domain (C-terminal) containing 1 (gene efhc1). Gene Ontology annotation, molecular function: alpha-tubulin binding. Gene Ontology annotation, biological process: mitotic cytokinesis; mitotic spindle organization; cilium-dependent cell motility. Gene Ontology annotation, cellular component: mitotic spindle; axoneme. The transcript is spliced from 9 exons. Lineage: Eukaryota; Metazoa; Chordata; Actinopteri; Syngnathiformes; Syngnathidae. Bases 618 to 2357 code for a protein of 579 amino acids. The record is from RefSeq and is a predicted model, not a curated record.